This is a messenger RNA of Saccostrea cuccullata (small rock oyster), 3376 nucleotides long. Its product is annotated as transforming growth factor beta activator LRRC33-like. The record is from RefSeq and is a predicted model, not a curated record. The transcript has a single exon. Gene Ontology annotation, molecular function: protein binding. NCBI's taxonomy places the organism in Eukaryota, Metazoa, Mollusca, Bivalvia, Ostreida, Ostreidae. The coding region runs from base 233 to 1408 and encodes 391 amino acids. Gene Ontology annotation, cellular component: membrane.
GCGAAUCCACUGUACACCGUAGUGAAAAGGUAAACAUACACACGCACCUGAGUGUUUGUACCUGCUAGACAUGACUGCUUUGUUGCCUUUGUCAGUUUGUGACACAAGUUUACUAAUCCCUCAAGGUAACUGGAACUAAAAAGUGUUUUGGCUAGACCUUUUCUUUUCGUCAUUCGGGCGUGUGUAUUGGAUUUAAUCAGUCUUGGACGUGCACACGCUCAUAAUUCACAGUAUGGGGAACCACACCUGUGUCCAGGUAUGCAGUCUGGUAUUUUUAAUUAUGGUCUCCUUCUUAACAAAAGGUAUACUUAGCGAUCCAUGUCGACCAAUUACAAAUCAAAUAUUGUGGUGUAAUGGGACGGGAAAUUCUGAUAUUAAUCAGACAUUUAUUGACAGUAUUCUAAAAAAUAAAAUUACACCAGGUCUGAAGGAAAUCCAUAUCUUCAAUGGCAACUUUAAAGAGUUACCCCCCAACGCUUUCGGUGACUGUGCUUCGAAACACGGCGUCAAAUUAAAUAGCCUAACAGAACUUGUGUUGUCCAACAAUAAAAUUACUACCAUUCAUGGUAAAACCUUUCACUGCAUGCCGAAUUUACAGAAACUUUUUCUCGACAAUAAUAGAUGGGAAAUUCAUAAGGACAACAAAAACCAUACGGGAUAUUUUAACAAUCUACCAAAUCUAGUGGAGCUGGACUUAACCUCUGCUUUCUUUGUGGCAGAAGGUCUCCAUAUCAUUCGAUUUCGACAAGUGCUUGAAAACAGCAGUUUUAGCAAGCUCGAAACAUUGCGACUUGGUAAUAAUAACAUGCAGUUUGUGGAUGACGCUUUUGGAAAAGCGCUCUGUACUAUGGAUAGCUUGAAGCACGUGAACCUCCAACUGAACAGUCUGUUUAAGCUGGCGUUUACACAUUGUUUCCAAAUGUCUAAAUAUCUGGAAAAGAUAGACCUAUCAAACAACACCCUUUCAACUUUGGACCAGCGAAGCAUGGAUGUGUUUGACUUUAUAAGGGAGUCUAACGAAAACUUCACGGUAAAUCUUCUGGGACAGCAGUGGUCAUGUGACUGCAACAUUAAAGAGUUCCGCAACUGGAUGCAAAAUACAAAAGUUCACCUCAUUGGAAAGGACAAAUACGUAUGUCACGAUGGGGCUAAUUUCAAUAGAAGAAUCAUCCAUCUAACUGAUGCGGAAAUGGUUUGUAAUGACCCAGGUGUUGACAGCUCCGUCCAAGCAGGAGUAGUGGUCAUGAUUGUCCUGUUCGUUUUGAUUGCUGUGGCGCUGAUAGUGGUUGUUGUACUGUACAGAAGCCGUCUGACUUCAUUUGCACGUGGCGUCAGGAAGUCGUUUGCACGGGAAAAUCACGUGCAGUACUCCUCCGUAGACAACGCUCCUCUUACUGCGGAAGCUUGAGCAAAACUUGUUAAAGUUAGUAGCUGAUUGCUUUGUCUUAAAAUCACGUAUGUUCCUCUAGUUUGCUCUUUGAAAUCAUGUGUGACGGUGUAAGCUUAAAUACACGUUGACUGAUAGAAGUAUAACAUGUAUAAUGCAGUAGAUAUAGCUGUGACCUUUGAUGGCUCCAUGGAAGAAAAACAGUACAUGUAUGUGAGAGUUUUGCAUACACCAAAACAGUGGGAAAACUGUACCAGUACCGAAGCAGCAUAUAUACUAUAUAGAAAUCAAUUUAAACAAUAAAAUGCUUUCUUUGUUUGUUAUUACUGGAAUUAACGGAAGCAGCUGUUGCAGAAAAAAUACAUAACCCGCAUAAGUGGGUUAUUUUUAAUUUUUUCUGCAAUAGCUGCGACCAUUAAUUACAGUAAUAACAAACAAAGAAAGACAUUUUAUUGUUUAUAUUUAUAUCUGUUUAAAUAAUCAUUUAAAGUAGGAUUAAAAAGCUUAAUUAUUGUAUUAAUGAUGCGAACGUCUUUAUACGUUUCAUUGAUGGAACAGCAACUGAUCAAGAAAUCUGUACAGGCAACAUGCCUACGGUAGUUCAUGCAGUGAUUAACGCAAUGGGUUUUCUUAAGAAAUAAAGGAGAAAAUAUUCAGUGGAUGUAAAUAUAUAAAUGUAUUCGUUUAAUGUAUUGUUGAUACAAACUAGGGACCCUUUAUUCUUUCAUUUUUUAGCAUAAAGAAAACCAUCAUUUAGUUUAGCAACAGCAUGAACGAAUUGGAAAUUUCAACAAAACCAACAAGCAUCACACAUGCAUGCAACCAUUAAAUCAGAAUAACAUAUAUAUUUCUAUGCUGGAAUUUAAUUAUUCUUUUUAAUGCAUCAUUUUACAUAGCACAAUACUGGUACUGGGAAGUCAAGCUUAUCAGUACUGAGUUAAUUAAUAACUCUUAGUAAUUUAAUUAAUAACUCUCAGUAAUUGCAAAUGCAAAUAAUUCAAAUACAAAUCUGAAAUUCAAUAAAUCCUUUUACUGUAUAGAAUUAUUAAAUACCAAUACCAUACGUCCCGUAGCCUUUGACAGAAAGUAAAAAAUUUAGAAACUGAGCUGUAGUGAUUUACACAGAAAAGGUCCCUGUACUGUUCAGUUUCGCUAGUCCCGUACAAUAAACGAACUUUUCUGAUUACCCAACGAUGUCUUCUCCUGAUAACGUACUAUCUUAUUUUGAAAUCUGUUAAAUUAAUUGGCUUUCAAAACCAUUUGCGUUUUUCAUCCCGCAGCUUGUGAUGUUACGAUUUUAUUUUUUUUUUAAAGGACCACCGUGAAUUUGUUUUGAUGUAGUUUUUGGGAUUUUUUUCAGCCAAAUAUUUAUAUAUGUUUAUUAGUCCUCCAAUGAGAGAGAUAGUCGGCCCGUACAUUAAUUUUGGAAUGCAGGUAAAUAUUAAUUCUUAUAAUUUUGUUGCAAACUUGUGUGAUAACAUGAAUAUAUUAAUCAAAGGGGCAUUGAAUCAUAUACAUGUAUGUUAGCCGGGGGAUUUCUGGUUUAGUUGAAUAAUUCCCCUCCAUGGAAACUUAAAAUUGAUCGCAGAGAGCGUACGUAGCGGACCGAAAACCCCUGGGGUGCGAAUAUGGACUUGAAUAUCUGUGAACAGGAUGUGAACAAGAUGAAAUGAUGUCAGGAACAAAAGUGAAAAUAUAUAUCACCAUUAGCAUUAGAAUAGAAGUUCUGCUAUUGCUUACAGAAAUGCAUGAAUUUUGCCAGAAUUAUAUACCAGUCCCUUCCAUAUUAACGUUCCCUCCUUCCUGCUUCCAGCAUUGCUAAUGAAUUAAAAAUGUCUUGGUAAAGUUUAUAUGUACAUGUUUAUUAGAUGUUAUUUCAUUGUUCAUCUUUAUUUUUAUAGAAAAACCUCAUAGAAAAUAUUUACAUAUUUGCCAUUUCAUUUUUUCCUGCAUAAUUUGUAUUUUUAUAUACUAUGAAAAUAUAUUUUA